This is a messenger RNA of Naumovozyma castellii, 1575 nucleotides long. RefSeq names its product GMP synthase (glutamine-hydrolyzing) (gene GUA1). The record is from RefSeq and is a predicted model, not a curated record. The coding region runs from base 1 to 1575 and encodes 524 amino acids. Lineage: Eukaryota; Fungi; Ascomycota; Saccharomycetes; Saccharomycetales; Saccharomycetaceae. The transcript has a single exon.
AUGGCCGUUGAACAAGUCUCCAGUGUCUUCGACACCAUCUUAGUAUUAGAUUUCGGUUCCCAAUACUCUCAUCUCAUCACUAGAAGAUUGAGAGAAUUCAACAUCUAUGCGGAAAUGCUACCAUGCACUCAAAAGAUUUCCGAGCUAUCAUGGAAACCAAAGGGUGUCAUCUUAUCUGGUGGUCCAUACUCUGUCUACGCUGAAGAUGCUCCACAUGUCGACCAUGAUGUUUUCAAAUUGAACGUCCCUAUCCUAGGGAUCUGUUACGGUAUGCAAGAAUUAGCUUGGAUUAACGGGAAGCAAGUCGGUCGUGGUGAAAAGAGAGAAUAUGGUCCUGCCACUUUGAACGUCCUCGACAAAUCUGACCCAUUAUUCGCCAACAUCGACCAUUCUACCGUCUGGAUGUCUCAUGGUGAUAAAUUACAUGGGUUACCAACUGGAUUUAAGACCAUCGCCACUUCUGAUAACUCUCCAUACUGUGGUAUCGUCCAUGAAAAGGAACCAAUUUACGGUAUCCAAUUCCAUCCAGAAGUCACACAUUCCACUCAAGGUAAACAAUUAUUGAAGAAUUUCGCUGUCAACUUGUGUCAUGCUAACCAAAACUGGACUAUGGAAAACUUCAUCGAGACUGAAAUUCAAAGAAUUAGAGAUCUUGUGGGUCCAACCGCUGAAGUCAUCGGUGCUGUCUCUGGUGGUGUCGACUCCACUGUCGCCUCCAAAUUAAUGACUGAAGCUAUCGGUAACAGAUUCCAUGCUAUCUUAGUUGAUAAUGGUGUCUUGAGAUUGAAUGAAGCUGCUACCGUUAAGAAAACUUUGGUAGAAGGUUUGGGUAUCAAUUUGACUGUUGUGGAUGCAUCUGAAGAAUUCUUGUCCAAAUUGAAGGGUGUCACUGAUCCAGAAAAGAAGAGAAAGAUUAUUGGUAACACUUUCAUUCAUGUCUUUGAAAGAGAAGCUGAAAAGAUUAAGCCAAAGGAUGGCCAAGAAAUUCAAUAUUUAUUACAAGGUACUUUAUACCCAGAUGUCAUUGAAUCCAUCUCCUUCAAGGGUCCUUCUCAAACUAUUAAGACUCAUCAUAACGUCGGUGGGUUAUUAGAUAACAUGAAACUUAAAUUGAUUGAACCAUUAAGAGAAUUAUUCAAAGAUGAAGUCAGACAUUUAGGUGAAUUAUUGGGGAUCUCCCACGAAUUAGUUUGGAGACAUCCAUUCCCAGGUCCAGGUAUUGCCAUUCGUGUCCUAGGUGAAGUUACCAAGGAACAAGUUGCCAUUGCUAGGAAGGCCGAUUACAUUUACAUUGAAGAAAUUAGAAAGGCUGGUCUAUAUGAUAAGAUCUCUCAAGCCUUUGCAUGUUUACUUCCAGUUAAAUCUGUCGGUGUCAUGGGUGAUCAAAGAACUUACGAACAAGUUAUUGCAUUAAGAGCCAUUGAAACUACUGAUUUCAUGACUGCUGAUUGGUAUCCAUUUGAACACAGCUUCUUGAAGAAGGUUGCUUCUAGAAUCGUCAAUGAAGUGGAUGGUGUUGCUAGAGUUACAUAUGAUAUUACUUCUAAGCCACCUGCUACCGUUGAAUGGGAAUAG